This is a messenger RNA of Penicillium cosmopolitanum, 915 nucleotides long. RefSeq lists its product as uncharacterized. The transcript has a single exon. The record is from RefSeq and is a predicted model, not a curated record. NCBI's taxonomy places the organism in Eukaryota, Fungi, Ascomycota, Eurotiomycetes, Eurotiales, Aspergillaceae. The coding region runs from base 1 to 915 and encodes 304 amino acids.
AUGACAGAAGCCUUGACCGUGGUAGGCGCCGUUGCAUCCGUCAUCGAGCUGGUAGACUUCAGUACAAAAGUAUUUGACCGAGUCAAUCAAUACAUUCACCGUGUCGAUGAAGCUCCAGAGAACCUACGAGAUAUCGCAAUCCACCUGCCUCUCUUCAUCGACGCAUUACGUCGGAUCCAGUUUCAUAUCGACUUCGGCCACUUUAAUCCGCAAACUUCAUCCGCGCUGAAGAUUUUAAUCGACGAAUGCUUUUCACAAAUGAAUGCGCUUGACGACCUCAUGACAAAGUUGACACCUGAACAGGGUGAUUCUAAGUUGACAAAGACUUGCAAGGCAAUUCUCAGUCUGAAGGACGAAAAAGCAUUGGAAUGCAUCUUCUCAAAAGUCUCCGGCUAUAUCAAGAUGCUGCUCCUUUAUCAAAACUCCGUUACUUCAACUCACACUAUGGCAAACACUAAGCUAGUGCUGAAGGAAAUCGAGAAUAUAUCCUUCUUGAAGCCAGCUACGGGGAUAGACUCUGUUACGAUGGGGGCACUUGUGGUAGACUCCGAGAGCAUAUCUACGGGAAACAACACGCAAUGUGCGGGUUCUAAAAGUCUCGCCAAAUACUACAAACGGACCAAGCAACGCCGAAUAUCAUACUUUGUGGGACUCACCAGGUUUGGCUUGCUUUGGGCUUUCCAGGCAGACUUAGAUCUCUCGUGGGGCAAUUAUGGUUUCUCUAUCAGUCCUAGCCUUCAUUUUCAACAGCUGGUCAAGAAUACGUCGCCUGGGUUUCAGUUGGUAUUCAAAUGUUCCAAAGAGAAGCUUGACAUUCAAACAUCAUGUGGCAACCUGCUCAGAUUAUUUCAAGUGGGGACUGUCUCUCCGUGGGAUAUUUUCCCCGAUGGAGCGACAUGGCUCGAGGUAUGUUAA